This is a messenger RNA of Erigeron canadensis, 1903 nucleotides long. RefSeq names its product senescence-associated carboxylesterase 101-like. Gene Ontology annotation, biological process: lipid metabolic process; defense response. Lineage: Eukaryota; Viridiplantae; Streptophyta; Magnoliopsida; Asterales; Asteraceae. Gene Ontology annotation, molecular function: carboxylic ester hydrolase activity. The transcript has 3 exons. The coding region runs from base 72 to 1736 and encodes 554 amino acids. The record is from RefSeq and is a predicted model, not a curated record.
UACAUACUUACAAAACAGAACACUUUUGUUCCAUUUUCUUCAACAAACAAAUCUAGAUACAUUGAUUAGAGAUGAUCCAAAAUAUGUUUAGUAGUGAAGUGGAACUAGGCAAAUUCCUGGGUAGUAUAGAAAUCAUUUCUGAUGCUUUUCGAGCAAUUGCGGAGACGAGUUUGGCUUAUGAACUUCACACGACUCCUUCUGGAAUCAAAGUUUUGGCUUUCAAGCAGCAUUGUUCAACAGAGGAUACAACUCAGUUCCUUGCCAAAGAAUCCGAUCUGGUUUCGCUAGAGAACCACGAAACCGUUGACUUCAUUUCGACAAAAGUCAACUCAAAAGUCUCCAUCAACGGAACUGCCAUUCAGUUAUUCGAGCGUCUCUCUGAAGACCUCAAAGAGGUCGAAAACCAGCAUAUAUAUAGUCCAUUGAUUAUCACUGGAUGGGGUCUUGGGGGAUACCUUGCCGUUCUUUCUGCAUUGCGGCUGCAACGAGCUAUAGAUGUCGAAGAAUCAAAUGGUGCUAAGAAAACAAAAAGGCCAAUUUGCAUAACUUUCGGUUGCCCUCUUGUUGGUGAUGUCGCUCUCCAAAAAUCCAUCUUAGAACGCCCGUUGUGGAAAUCUAAUUUCCUAAAUGUGGUCGCAAAAAUGGACCAUGUGGCUAGUUUUUUCACAUCAAGUAGUCCUUACAAGCCUUUUGGAACAUUCAUGUUUUGCUCGGAAGCAGGAGGGCACUCUGCCUUUGAAGAUCAAGAAGCAAUCCUUGCAGUUCUCGACGGCAUGGCAGUAUCAAAUAUUGGAAACGCUGAUAUGUAUAAUUAUGGUAACCUAAUGAGUUUGAUGAGAAGGAAGCCCCUGUAUCGUGGGGCUUCCAAUCAUAUCGAAUCUAACUUGAAUUAUUUAAGGGCAGGAAUCACAAUGCAGGUCAAGGAAGUUGGUAUGGUAGAUAAUAUUGAUAGUGCUCUAGUUAGGAAGUUAGAAGCGAAUCAAACAAAGAUGAUAAAAAACAAGAAAAAUGCAGAUAAGUACGAACCUACUAAGAAGCUAAACGAUAUGAAGAUAAGCUUGACAAACAUGGAAUGGUACAUGAAGACAAGGAAACCAAAAGGGGGUUACUAUGAUUGCUUCAAAGAUGCACAAAGCAGGGUAGAAAUUGAAGGGAGAGAAGAAAUUGUAAAGGAUCAACGUAGGUUGAACCAAUAUUACAAGAAGUUAAUUGAAGAAAAGAACUUCAUGCCACAAAAAGAAGGAGCAAAGCUGCGUAAGCGUUGGCUAUAUAGUGGAAACAACUACAGAAUGAUUGUCGAGCCACUAGACAUAGCUGAUCACUACAGAAAAGGCAAUACAAACUACAUAGCGAUCAGACCAGAACAUUAUGUGUUUAUAGAGAAGUGGUACAAUGAAGAUAUUAAGAAUCAAGGUAAAGGGAAAAAGACUAAAGCUGCUAGUCUUACCGAGGAUUCUUGCUUUUGGGCACACGUUGAGGAGGCAGCGAUUUCCUUGAAAGAGUUGAUUAAGGAUGGUAAGUCGAGUAACAAUGGAACUCAUAUGGAGAAACAAUUGGAGGAUUUUGAGGCCUAUGUGAUGCGUGGGGUGAAUGAGUUCUCGGUGUCACCGGAAAUUUUCUUGAAGGGAAGCAGUUUGAUGAAGUGGUGGGAUGGGUAUAAGGAAUACAAAGGAGCUUCAUAUGCUUCUGAUUUUGCCAACUACAUGAAGAACAGUUGCUACGAAACCUAUCAAUAAACUCUACUGUCGUGUUUGAGCUUCAUAUGCUUCUGAAUUUCCGACUUCUUGUAAUGUAUACCCACCACACUAUCUGAAUCAAGAUUCAAAAUGACCCGUUGCUAUUAUGUUUGAGAUUCAUUUUAAUGAAUUCAGUUUAUUUACCUAUAAUAAUGUACGUAUUAUCA